AAACUUUUUCUGAUUUUAGAUGAUUCUAACGAAAAAGAAUAUUUAAAAUUUGUAUGGAGUAGGUCUUCAAUUAAAUGUCUGAUGAGUACCUAUGUUGAAUUUGAAAAAAAAUUUGAUGACAGUAAAAGUACAAAAAUUCAAAUAUGGAACGAUAUUAGUGCUGAACUUAACAAAUUUGGAUUUUCUGUAACAGGUGAAAUGUGUCAGCGCAAAUGGAGGACACAUACCACAACGUAUAAAAAUAUUAAAGAAAAAAACUCAAAAACUGGUCGUGGACGAGAUUCAUGGGAAUAUUUUGAUGAAAUGGAGUCUAUUUUUUCUAAGGAUCCUAGUUAUACUCCAUUAGCCACUAUAUCUUGUGGCGUUAAGUCCGUAGAACGCCACAUUGACUCUUCAUUGUAUGCAACAGCUACUGGAGCAAGCACAAACAUAAUGCCACCAAAAUCACCUGAUGAACCAUUAGCUAAAAAACAGAAAACAAAUAAAAAAAAAGUAGUUAGUGAUCACCUUGAAAAAAUAGCUAGUCACAUGGCUGACUUUAAUGAAAUUUUCAGAAAUUUAGUUCAAUCUGAAUCUGAAAAAAAUGCUCUGCUUAAACAAUUAUUAGAUAAGUAAUUUUAAAAUCACUAUUUAACUAUUAAUAUUUCUAUUUACAUAAUUUUUACUUUGUAUGUAUCUUUAUAUUCUACACCUUGUUGCUAUUAGAAAUUAGUUUAGUCUUCUUCCACUUGGCUUGAUCAUUAAUAUUUUUCUUCUUAAUUAUAUUCAUUAAAAAUUUCAGAAGCUCUUUAAACUUAAAAUAA
This is a messenger RNA of Acyrthosiphon pisum (pea aphid), 803 nucleotides long. RefSeq lists its product as uncharacterized. The transcript is spliced from 2 exons. NCBI's taxonomy places the organism in Eukaryota, Metazoa, Arthropoda, Insecta, Hemiptera, Aphididae. The record is from RefSeq and is a predicted model, not a curated record. Bases 82 to 615 code for a protein of 177 amino acids.